Molecule: messenger RNA, 1959 nt
Organism: Acanthamoeba castellanii str. Neff
Lineage: Eukaryota; Discosea; Longamoebia; Acanthamoebidae
Product: Beige/BEACH domain containing protein
Exons: 14
Molecular function (GO): protein binding
Source: RefSeq, a predicted model, not a curated record
AUGCGUGAGAGCAACAAGAACGCUCCCUACACCUUCAAGGAGGCGCCGGGCGAGCACAGAUUCUCGCUCAAGUUCGAGCCCUUGCAAUCGUUCCUCCCGCGCGCACGACACCUCCACUCAAUCGUCUCUCAAUUUCCCGCCUUUCAGGCCGAGGCCAUCGUGCCUAGCCUCGCGUGCCGAUGCAAGGCCGCUAAGCGGUUGCAGACAACUAAGUCAGUCGAUUCACAGGUGGCGGAGGUGAUUGACAAGAGGGAGCAGUCCAUCACCUUUGAUCCCUCGUGGCUGGUCAACUUGAGCGAAAAGAUCCUACUCGAGACAAAAGUGCACAAAAUCACACCACUCGUAUCCACGCCGGCCAGGGUGAUGCUGACGGAUGUGCGACUGUACCUUCAGCCAUUGAACAACAUUGAUCCGGAGCCGGUGCAGAAUAUGCAAAUGAAGAACCUACAGAAGGACGACGACCCGUUCCGGAUGUACACGCGCAAGUGGCAAGAGGGCGAGCUGAGCAACUACGACUACCUCAUGCUGCUUAAUCACAGAGCGGGGAGGACCGUGAAUGACAUUACGCAGUACCCCGUCUUUCCAUGGAUCAUCGCCGACUACCAAAGCAGCACAUUGGACGCACAAGCUGCUGAGCUGCGUCCCGUCUUUACUCCGAACCUUUUCUACUCAGACCUGAAGGACCCCAAAACCUUCCGCGACCUCAGCAAGCCAAUCGGAGCACUGAAUCCUCGUCGGCUUGAGAGCUUCAAGGAACGAUACCGAGACAUGCCCGAGCCGCGGUUCCUCUACGGCACCCAUUACUCCACUCCAGGUUAUGUGCUCUACUACCUGGUGCGCGCGGCGCCCGAGUACAUGCUCCGCCUGCAAAACGGCAAGUUUGAUGCGCCCGAUCGCAUGUUCCACAGCAUCGCCGACACGUGGAACAAUGCACUCAACCUCCCUGCCGACGUCAAGGAGCUGAUCCCCGAGUUUUACAACAUGCCCGACUUCUUGCUCAACACCGAGAGCCUCUACCUGGGCGUGCGGAGCAAUGGCGAGAUGUUGGGCGACGUGGUGCUGCCGCCGUGGGCGAACGGCCCCAGGGACUUUGUUACCAAGAUGCGCCAGGCACUGGAGAGUGACUACGUGUCCGAGAACCUCCAUAAGUGGAUCGAUCUCAUCUUUGGCUACAAGCAACGGGGCGCCGAGGCCAUUGCGGCCGACAACGCCGCGCCGCCGCCGCGUCCUCUGCUCUCAUCCCUCUUCUCGACCUUUUCGGCGUCCUUCUCGGGCUCCUCGCGCACAACGUCGCCCCACAAGACGCUCCCAUCAAUGAUGCGCUCGGCAUCGGGCACCUUGCCCAUCACCUCCUCGAGCAACAACUCGUACAGCGGGCCCCUGUCGCCUUCGUCCAAUGGCCACCCGCUCGCGCAGACGCUCUCGUCGUCGGCCGGGUGGGAGUGGGAGGAAGUGCUGUCGCACUCGCCCGUGGGCCUAUCGCCGUCGCUCGUCGACUCCUCGCCGGCACUCGAGGCCCUCAAGAAGGAAGAGCUCCUCGUGCCCGUCGAAGCCCUCCGCUUCCACGAUGUCGAGGAGAUUCCCGUCGAGAUCAUCAACCUCUCGCCGUCGGUCGGCCAGGAUGAGCCGAUGCGGUCGCCCAUGCCUUCCCCUGGGGCUGGCGGCGGGCGUCCGUCAGCUUCGUGGGACCGCCUGCUCGAACUUCCCACCCACUCCUCAUACCGACUUCACAGAGAUGUCAUCUCGUCGGUGUGCGUGUCGAUCAAGGAUAAUCGGGUAUACAGCGCUUCGCAGGACGGCACGUUCAAGGUGUGGGACAUCCGCGAGGAACGUCAACUGCGUAGCACCCAGAUCAGCGACCUGGCCCUCUCCUCCUGCUGCCUCCACAACAACGACGCCGUCGUUAUGCUGGGCUCGUGGGACAACAAUAUUUAUGUGUACUCGGUCGAUCACGGUCGG